Messenger RNA from Cuscuta campestris, 622 nucleotides. The record is from the annotation of a GenBank genome assembly. Lineage: Eukaryota; Viridiplantae; Streptophyta; Magnoliopsida; Solanales; Convolvulaceae.
AUGUGUUUGUAAAUGCCUUCAAAGCAGAGAGGCAUCAAUCAGAAUGUUUAGAACUCACAAAUGGCUCUUUCUUUUGUUCAUGGUAAAGGCUGCAAUAAAUGUGGGUGGAAUUAUGCUAAAUGCCUUAGCCAUUGAGCAUUUCAUCCUUAGGCAUCCUACUGACAUUGAAUAUGACCUGAGAGAUGAGAAGGAAAUCAUGCUGAGGAAUGCUUAUGGUGUGGGUUACCCAGAACCAAACAUCAACUUUGCGCUUUGCCGGGGCAGCUGGUCAUCACCAGCAUUGAGAAUUUAUACACAUGAUGUUGUGAAUGAAUUGGAGAGAGCAAAAGUGGAGUAUUUGGAGGCUUCAGUUGGGGUUUCAAGCAAGAAGAAGAUAAUGGUACCCAAACUGAUGUGGUGGCAUAUGAAAGAUUUUGCAGAUGAUAUGGAGUCACUAAUAGAAUGGAUUUACAGCCAAUUACCACACUCUUGCACACUGAAGGGAUUAAUAAUGGAGUGCCUAGAAGGGGAGAAGAAAUCACCAUUGGCUAAGAUGAUUGACAUUCAACCCUAUGUUUCCGACUUUCGAUACCUCUUGCCUUUAUAGUGCAAAAAGUAUCCUGAAUAUAGAGGAUGUCUCCAA